Molecule: messenger RNA, 2943 nt
Organism: Motacilla alba alba
Lineage: Eukaryota; Metazoa; Chordata; Aves; Passeriformes; Motacillidae
Product: epiplakin-like
Exons: 2
Coding region: 49-2943 (964 amino acids)
Biological process (GO): wound healing; intermediate filament bundle assembly
Cellular component (GO): cytoplasm; membrane; keratin filament
Molecular function (GO): keratin filament binding; structural molecule activity
Source: RefSeq, a predicted model, not a curated record
UCCUCAGACACGCCCAGCGCCCCACAGGAGCAGGAUUGCCCCCCAGAGAUGAUGAGGAAGAUGAGUGGAUGCUCCCAGAACGGCCAGUGGAGCCGCCCAGGGAGCGAGCCGGCCGCAGGUGAGCACCAAGAGACGGGCGGGGGCGGCAGCAGCUUCAUCGCCGGCGUCUUCAUCCAGGCCAAGGGGAAGAAGCUGAGCAUCUACGAGGCCAUGGUGAGGGGGCUGCUGACCCCGGGCACGGCACUGGUGCUGCUGGAGGCGCAGGCGGCCUCGGGGCUGCUCACGGACCCCACCAGCGCCGCGCGGCUCUCGGUGAGGGAGGCGCUGGCUCAGGGGCUCAUCGGCCGCGACUUCUACGAGAAGCUGCUGUCGGCGGAGGGAGCCGUGACCGGCUACACGGAGCCCUACACGGGCGACAAAAUCUCCCUGUUCCAGGCCAUGAGGCAGGAGCUGAUCGUCAGGGACCACGCCGUCCGCCUGCUCCAGGCCCAGAUCGCCACCGGCGGCAUCAUCGACCCCGCGCGCGGCCACCGCGUCCCCGUGGAGGUGGCCUACGAGCGUGGCUACUUUGACCAGGAGAUGAGCCAGUUCCUUUCCGACCCCGAGAAUCAAACGAGGACCUGCUUCGACCCCAACACCCACGAGAACCUGACCUACCUGCAGCUGCUGCGCCGCUGCGUGCCCGACCCGGAGACGGGGCUGCUGAUGCUGCAGCUGAUGGACAAGGGCUCCGUGCUCUACCAGCUGACCGAGGACGCCCGCAAAGCCCUGCAGGCCGCCCGCACCAAGCUGGCCGUUGGCAUCUUCCAGGGCCAGAGCGUCACCGUCUGGGAGCUCCUCUUCUCCCGCUACGUCCCCGAGCACCAGAGAGAGGAGCUGCUGAGGAAAUACAAGGCGGGGACAGUGACCAUUGCACAGAUGAUUGACGUCCUCACCGCCACCAUCACGGGGGCAGAAAGGGACAACGAGGCUCUGGGCUCAUCCACAGCCAGCCCCAACAACGAGGCGAGGGCGUCACCCCCAGCUUGGGACACGCAGGCCCAGGAGCAGCAGCUGAGGAAGUCCCUGAAGACCGCAACGGUCCGUGUGGCUGCUGGGGAGUUCCGGGGGCAAAACGUUUCUGUGCUGGACCUGCUCUUCUCCAGAUACGUCCCUCAGGGGAAGCGGCAGGAGCUGCUGGAGCUGUACAGGGCAGGGAUACUGAGCACGGAGCAGGUGGCCGCCGUGGUCACCGCCAUCGUGAACCGAACCGAGGCCACCAACGCCGCGCUGGGGGCGAACGCCAGGGGCCCACACAGGGCAGCAGCAGCGGCCGGGGAGGAUGGAGAGGAUUGCUCAGCACACCUGGAUGGCGCCCUGAGAUCCACCACCAUCAGCGUGCCAGCUGGGGAGCUGCAGGGACAGCAGGUGUCCCUGUGGGACCUGAUCUGCUCCGACUACAUCCCCGAGGAGAAGAGGCAGGAGCUGCUGGAGCUGUACCGUGAAAGGUUAUUAACUCUGGAGCAGAUGACAACUGUUGUCAGCACUCUGAUUAGGAAAAAAGAAUCUGCAGGCAGGAAACUGCACGUUACAGUCAAGAGUUACAGCAGGGACCCUGCGACAGCAGCAGGAGAGGAGGGUGACCACCCCACCAAAGAGGAACCCUGGAAAACAACCCUAAAAACCACAAUGGUCCACGUGGAGGCCGGCGAGUUUCGGGGCCGCGAGGCCUCGCUGUGGGACCUGCUGCACUCCCGGUACAUCCCCGAGGAGCAGAGGAAGGAGCUGCUGGAGCUCUACGAGGCGGGUGAGCUGAGCCUGGAGCAGGUGAAGACCGUUGUCAGCACCAUUGUCACCAGGGCAGCAGCAGCAGAGAGAGCAGAGCCAGCGGUGCCUGGGAGUGCUCCCAGGGCAGAGCCGGCAGCCACAGCGGCUGAACCCACCCCCCUGGAUGGGGACAGGGCCUGGGAGGAGAACCUGAAGGCCACCACGGCCGAGGUGUCAGUGGGAGAGUUCCAGGCUGGACAGAGCUCCCUGUGGGACCUGCUCUUCUCCCACCACAUCCCCGAGGAGAAGCGUCAGGAGCUGCUGGAGCUGUACCGUGGGGGGACGCUGGCCUUGGAGCAGUUAAUCCUUGCUGUCACCACUCUCAUUAAGAAAAAAGAAUCUGCAGGCAGGAAAUUCCAAAUCACCGUCAAGAGUUCCAGCAGGGACCCUGCGACAGCAGCGGGAGAGGAGGGUGACCACCCCGCCAGAGAGGAACCCUGGAAAACAACCCUAAAAACCACAAUGGUCCACGUGGAGGCCGGCGAGUUUCGGGGCCGCGAGGCCUCGCUGUGGGACCUGCUGCACUCCCGGUACAUCCCCGAGGAGCAGAGGAAGGAGCUGCUGGAGCUCUACGAGGCGGGUGAGCUGAGCCUGGAGCAGGUGAAGACCGUUGUCAGCACCAUUGUCACCAGGGCAGCAGCAGCAGAGAGAGCAGAGCCAGCGGCGCCUGGGAGUGCUCCCAGGGCAGAGCCGGUGGCCGCAGAGCCUGAACCCACCCCUCUGGAUGGGGACAGGGCCUGGGAGGAGACCCUGAAGGCCACCCCGGCCGAGGUGUCAGUGGGAGAGUUCCAGGGUGGACAGAGCUCCCUGUGGGACCUGCUCUUCUCCCACCACAUCCCUGAGGAGAAGCGUCAGGAGCUGCUGGAGCUCGACAGCCUGGAGCAGCACCUCAGGGCCCUGCCCGCGCACACCAUGGAUCUGCUGCGCUCCGAGGGCUCCUUCAUCACCUUCGACCCGUCCCAGCAGCGCAGGGUGUCCGUGUGGGAGCUCCUCUCCUCCAAGCAGGUCUCCGAGUACAAGCGGGAGGCGUGCCUCGACACCUACCCCUCGGGAGGGCUGACAGUGAACCGAAUCACCAUCACCACCACCAUCACCACCGGCCCCCGGCUGGAGAAGAGCCGCCCCCGGCCCCACUGA